GACAAAUACAUAGGUAAGUUAAUUAAAUAUAAAAUAUUUAUAGUGUCGAUUUUUUUUUUUAAAAAAAAUGGUUAUGAUUUUUGCCUAGUUUAAUUAUUCGUCUGAGUUAUUUUUUUGUAAUACUUGAUUGUAUGUAGGAAAAUAUAUAUAUCCAAUGGCUACAAUUCAUUCUUGGGAUAGCUAAAUGUUGAAAGGAAUUUUUAAUUUCUUCCUCUUUGAUAAUCAACCUCAAUUUCAAAAGUCUACUAAACAGAAUUGUGAAGUGCUUGUUCUUCAAUCACCCUCACUUAAACUCGAUUCCGAAAUGGCUGUAGUUGUCGAUCAACAUCAUGGAAUAACACCUCCUUCUCGAUCACAAAGAUGUAGGCUUCUGUCUUUCACCAAUCUUGAUUUUGUUGCGGUCGAGCCUAGCCCAACUGAUGUGGCUCAUUCCUUAGGGCAAGCGGAUCUUAGUAGAAGCUUCCAACGGCGAAGUUUCUCUACUCCUUGCUUGACUUUAAAUAACAAGGUGGAUGCUUCGGUUUAUGGUGAAACUCGAAAGGUUGAACUCAUUGGUGGUAAGGGCGCCUCUAAAGCUCGAGCACUUGUUGUUGAGGUUGCUAUAGCUUUAGCCUCUGGUGUGGAACCGGUGCCGGUUUCAAAUGGUUUAGGAGGGGCUUACUUUAUAAAUAAUAGGAACACAGAAAUUGUCGCGGUCACAAAGCCAAUGGAUGAGGAGCCUUUAGCAUUCAACAAUCCAAAGGGGUUUACAGGGAGAAUGCUUGGGCAGCCUGGAAUAAAACGCUCAAUUCGAGUUGGCGAAACUGGCAUAAGAGAGUUGGCUGCUUAUCUCCUUGAUCAUGAUGGUUUUGCUGGAGUUCCUCCUACAGCACUUGUCAAAUUCUCUCAUGUCAAUUUUCAUGUAAAUGACCUAGCUCCUAUAUCAUCACCAAGAUACAAAAUCGCGUCUCUCCAACGCUUUGUAGAGCAUGAUUCAGAUGCAGGGGAUGUUAGUCCUUCUGGGUUUUCAGUCUCUUCGGUUCAUCAUAUUGGGAUCCUUGAUAUAAGGCUUCUAAAUAUCGAUCGACACUCUGGAAAUAUACUAGUUAAGAAGUAUGAACUAGACAAGCACUCUCUAGGUGCCGCCGAGCUCAUUCCUAUUGAUCAUGGCCUUUGUUUACCUGAGUGGUUAGAUGACCCUUAUUUCGAGUGGCUCCAUUGGCCUCAAGCAUCGAUACCCUUUUCAGAUGUCGAGAUAGAUUAUUUAUCAAAUCUUAAUCCAUUUGAAGAUGCUAGGCUUUUAUGUACUCAACUCCCUCGCCUCAACGAGUCUUCCAUCCGUGUUCUUGUUGUUUGCACCAUCUUCUUAAAGAGAGCAACUGCGGCGGGUUUAUGCCUUGGUGACAUAGGUGAGAUGAUGACUCAAGAUUGCCAUGGCGGCGAGGAAACAAUGAGCGUGUUGGAAAGAAUUUGUGGUAGAGCAGAGGAUGCUGUUUCUUUGCUAACAAAAGAUGUUGAAAAGAUAGUAGAAAAUGAGUCUUCUAUGUUUUUGUUUGAUGAAGAAUGUGAAGAAGAAAUCCCAAAAAGUAUGUCUAAACAUUAUAACAAGGCAUUACAAACACAAUUUUCUACAAUAGGAAAGCCACCACUUGCACCACUACAACCUCAUUUUGUAAAGGAAUUUUCAUCUGAUAAUGAUAAGAAGUUAUGCUCACUAAUAGAGCAUGGACAUUGUCAAAGUGUUGGCAUGGAUGUUAAUGAAACUCGAAAGGCGGGACACUUGGUUAAGAGCAUCAGUUUCGCGGUACCAAGCAGAAAGAGUGAAAUUGAGGGCAUCUCUUUUAAAAAAUUAGACCAAGAAGAAUGGGAAUUAUUUCUCGAAAUUUUUGAAAGGCUUUUACCUGAGGUGUUUGAGGAACGGAAGAGUACUGGUAUAACCCAAAGAGUGGGUUCAGCUUGAAAAAAGUUUCGAUAAAUUUUAAAUACAGGUCUGGACCACACCCGUGAACCAAGAGAGAGUGUCCACUUCACAAGUCCAAAGGAGGUUCCAUUCCAAAGCGAUAUGGCAAUAGGAAGAGUAACUCUUUAGCCUUAUAAAGCGAUAAGUUAUCUCUUCUUCAACCAAUGUGGAACACUUACAUGUGGUGAUACGUGAAAGGUCUAUUCUUCAACAAAUAAUAAGCUCCCUUGCUACAAAGUUUUUCAUUUUUAUUCUAGAGAAAGCUAGUAAGUAUUCCAUAUUAUCAACGCCAAAAGUAUGAUUAGCAAUGUUGCCCUAAUUACUUGUUUGUAUGAUUAGUUGUAUACAAGCUAUUACUAGAAUGUAGAUAUAGUUAAUUAGGUUUUGAGGGGGAAAAGAGAUCGGCCACAAGUUGAGAUCCUUUCCCCUAUGAUGCCUUCUUCCCCAUCUAUUUUUUUGUUAACUAUUUUUUUAUGAUUCCUUGACAAUCUUGUAUACAAUGUCAAGAGAUAAAAAAAAAACAAAAGAUGUGAAAUUGUACAGGUAUACAUCUUGUAAUAUAAUGGAAAAGCAGCUUGGUAUUUAAUUAUAUCACUACCUUUUCAAAA
Molecule: messenger RNA, 2547 nt
Organism: Chenopodium quinoa (quinoa)
Lineage: Eukaryota; Viridiplantae; Streptophyta; Magnoliopsida; Caryophyllales; Amaranthaceae
Product: phosphatidylinositol 4-kinase gamma 8-like
Exons: 1
Coding region: 185-1939 (584 amino acids)
Source: RefSeq, a predicted model, not a curated record